UUCCUAUUUGAAAAAGAAAAAUUACACUAAAGUCAUCAGCUUUGGCAAAAUUCAUCACUUUUAACCUUAUUUCCUCUUGGAGAGUGACACAGGAAAAUGCAUCACUGGGUUCGAGCUUUGGCUUCUGACUUCCAUGGAAAUCUUCCACAACCUCGCAGUGGUCAUACUGCCGUCAAUAUUGGAAAAUCGAAGAUCGUCGUUUUUGGUGGCCUCUUCGAUAAAAAAUUCCUUAGCGAUAUCAUUGUUUAUGAUAUAGAGAAAAGAUUAUGGUUUCACCCAGAGUGCACUGGCAGUGGCUCUGAUGGACAAGUAGGCCCAAGUCCACGGGCAUUUCAUGUUGCUGUUGCUAUUGAUUGUCAUAUGUUUAUUUUUGGUGGUCGUCUUGGUAGCAACAGGUUCGGUGACUUUUGGGUCUUGGAUACUGAUAUUUGGCAAUGGUCAGAGUUGACUAGUUUUGGAGACUUACCAUCACCAAGGGACUUUGCAGCAGCUUCUGCUAUUGCAAAUAGGAAAAUUGUCAUGUAUGGUGGCUGGGAUGGGAAGAAGUGGCUGUCAGAUGUAUAUGUCUUGGACACAAUGUCACUUGAAUGGACGGAGCUUCCUGUGACUGGAACAUUACCGCCGCCUAGAUGUGGCCAUACAGCUACCAUGGUUGAGAAACGGUUACUGGUUUAUGGUGGAAGAGGGGGUGGAGGUCCAAUAAUGGGUGAUUUAUGGGCUUUGAAGGGUCUUAUUGAAGAAGAUAGUGAAACACCUGCAUGGACACAACUAAAGCUUCCAGGACAAGCACCUUCUGCACGUUGUGGCCAUACAAUUACAUCUGGAGGACAUAUUCUGCUAUUAUUUGGAGGCCAUGGGACUGGUGGUUGGUUAAGUCGUUAUGACAUUUAUUACAAUGACUGUAUUGUCCUAGACAGGGUAUCUGCACAGUGGAAGCGCCUAUCAAUUGCGAAUGAACCUCCAGCUGCUCGAGCAUACCAUUCCCUAACUUCUAUAGGUUCACGUUAUCUGUUAUAUGGUGGCUUUGAUGGGAAAACAACGUUUGGUGAUCUAUGGUGGUUGGUACCUGAAGGGGACCCUAUUGCUAAGAGAUGGACGUCAAUACCAAACAAUGUUCCUCAAGAUCAACCUGUUGCAACUGGAGAGAAUUAUGACAUGGCAUCUAGAAUGAAGGAAGGCCAGCAAGGGCAAUCUGCCAUCUCAGAGUUACAACGAGCAUUAGGGAUAUCAGCUUCACUGUCUUGUGAUAGGGAUCCAAUUGUAGAUGAACUAGAAGAUAAAGAAUUUACUGAACUAGCAUCUAGUUUGGUUGGAGAAACUGUUUCCAGCAAUGUAAAACUUUUGCAUAUUCAGGCUCUACGUGAGCACUGGAGAAAAGCUACACCAAGUUCAAUACGACUUAAAGAGCUAGGGCCCUUGCUUCGUGACUACCAACGAUUGAUUACUCGCCACCAUUUCCCAAAUGGUGGAUCUCAAAUGCAGUCCUCUGUGAUUACUCUUCCUGAAAAAGAGGCUUAUUGCUUCUAUCAUAUCAGAAAUGUUCAGCAGUUACGAAUGGAUGACAUCAAAAAGCUUCUGGCAGAGUAUAAACAGCUGCAACCAGAUUUGAGGGUAGAAGUAUGAGUGUCUUGAAAGUUUACUCUCAUGCUUGACAUUUCUAUAGAUCUUGUACAUGUAAUAUUUGUUCUUUCUACAUACUGGCCUUGUUAUGGCUUCUACAAAUCUUUUACAAACUAAAUUAUAAAUAAUAAAGAUAUCAAUAUAUCAAAUCUUUUGAUCCA
Cannabis sativa is the source of this 1781-nucleotide messenger RNA. Its product is annotated as protein GLUTELIN PRECURSOR ACCUMULATION 3. Bases 97 to 1623 code for a protein of 508 amino acids. The transcript is spliced from 16 exons. The record is from RefSeq and is a predicted model, not a curated record. Lineage: Eukaryota; Viridiplantae; Streptophyta; Magnoliopsida; Rosales; Cannabaceae. Gene Ontology annotation, molecular function: protein binding.